Messenger RNA from Aspergillus puulaauensis, 735 nucleotides. Its product is annotated as copper acquisition factor BIM1-like domain-containing protein. The record is from RefSeq and is a predicted model, not a curated record. The coding region runs from base 1 to 735 and encodes 244 amino acids. The transcript is spliced from 3 exons. NCBI's taxonomy places the organism in Eukaryota, Fungi, Ascomycota, Eurotiomycetes, Eurotiales, Aspergillaceae.
AUGAAGCUCACAAUAUCGCCGCUCCAAUGGCUAGCCGGCGUCAUGCUGUGCAUGAGCCUGGUGAAUGCUCAUACUGUUAUUGUUUAUCCCGGAUACAGAGGCAAUAACCUGCAUACGACCGGGACAGUCGAAAAUGAUCACGGUCUCGGUGCUUCUUACAAUAGCGACAACAAGUCCAUCGAAUAUCCUUACGGGAUGCAAUGGAUCUAUCCCUGCGGCGGCAUGCCCUCAUCCACUAACCGAACGAAAUGGCCUAUUCAUGGCGGUGCGAUAGCGCUUCAGCCAGGAUGGUUCCCAGGCCACUCUCGAGCGAUGAUAUACAUGAAUCUGGGUCUGGGGACUGUGCCACCGAAUAUGAGCCAUCCCAUGAAAACCCCCUUUGGUAUCGUCGGCCCGGACAACGACCCCUACCCCGGAACAAUCUGCAUCCCUCAAGUCCCGCUACCUGCUGGUAUUGAGGUGAACCCAGGGGACAAUGCAACGAUCCAAGUAAUCGAACUCGCUCAGCACGGGGCCGCUUUGUAUAAUUGUGUGGACAUCACAUUCGCCGAGCCCGAAGAGGUCGCCGAAGUCAACAGAACAAAUUGUUUCAACUCCAGCCAGAUCAACUUCGAAGAGGUGUUCACCUCUUCGUCGUUACAAAGUGCCGGACUCGAGGUCAUCACCCCACCUACCCUCCUCACAACCGUGUUACCGGCCUUCCUGGCUAUCGCGUACGGGUUCUUGAUGGCAUAG